AUGGAUAAAGAUGACAUGUUUAAAAAGUUAUUUGACGCAUUUAUAAAAGCUAAUCCAAGCGGUCAAAAACAAAAAAUUCAGCAUGAUUGUGUUAGUUUCUGGAAUUCAAUCAAAACUGCACCUGAUUUUGUCCGCUUGUACAACGCAAAGAAAGCUGAACUAGAGGGUACUACUAGGAAGCGAUUAAUUUCGUCUUUUUUCUUGUCAAAAAACGAGAACAUUCCUUCCAAUUUAAAAUCAAAUGACAGCUCUUGUGGAAUAAUAAAUUCUUGUUCUUCAACUUUUUCUGCCGUUCCAUCAACUGCAAGCUGUUCAAAAUCUAGUAGGCUUAAUGGCACGCGACAAUAUGCUAAGCAGAAAGAAGAAAUGGACACUAAGAAGGCGCGUAAACGACAAAUUGAAAAGGAUAUAAUUAAAAAAAAAGCUAAUCAAGAGCGUCAGAAGAAAUUUCGUAUUGACAAAAAAGAAAUUAUGCAAAAAGUUAUUGAAAAAAAUCCUGAACUUGCUAAGAAAUUAAAAACUAAAGAAAGUCCUGGGCGUCCGUCAAUAGCUGACGAACGAAGACGAAUGGAAACUUUGAGAUGCGUUAAAACUUUAGAUGAACUACAUAAGGAACUAUUGAAUAUGGGGUUCAAAAUAUCACGAACAGCUGUGUACUAUCAUCUCCUUCCAAAAAAUUAUAAUACAAUUGAUGGCAGAAGACAUGUCAGCACAGUUCCAGUGAAAUUGAUUCGUGCUGAUCUCCAUCGACAGCAUCCAGAUACUAAAUUUGCUACUGAUACUGUUCAUCAUCUUUGCGAGCUUGCUUCAUUUUUUGGUCCGGCAAAUACGACAGUCAUUAGUCAAGAUGACAAAUGUCGAGUACCUAUUGGCAUCACAGCAGCCAAAAUGCAAGAACCUAUGCUUAUGCAUAUGGAAUAUCGUGUAAGACUUCCAGAUCACGAUUGGGUUAUCGGCGAUCGGCAUAAGUUAAUACCAUCUGUAUACGCCGGCCUUGUAAUAUCUGAAAAUGGUUAUGGUGCAAAAGAAGCUGUAACAUACUCUGGUCCAACUUUCAUCUCAAUUCGAUCAGGAAAACAUUCUUCUUCAAAUGCAAUGAGUCAUGCAAGAGACUUCGAGAGAUUGAUGAAACUUCCUGAAUUUGAUACUAUAACGAAAACAAUGGAUCAAAAUGCAAAGCCAAUAUUCAUCUUUUUUGUUGAUGGAGGACCAGAUGAGAAUCCUAGAUAUCCACACACUAUUCAAUCCGCCAUCAGACAGUUUAAAAAGUACAAUUUAGAUGCAAUAUUUAUUGCUACAAAUGCGCCAGGUCGCAGCGCAUUUAAUCAGGUUGAACGUCGAAUGGCACCUUUAAGCAGAGAAUUAUGUGGGGUAAUUUUGCCGCAUGAUUUCUACGGAAGCCACCUUGAUAUCAAUGGUAAAACAAUUGAUGAGAAGCUAGAAAUUUUAAACUUUGAACAUGCAGUCAUUGCAGAAUACGUUUGCCCAGAAAGAUCCGAAAUCGAUUUAAUAGAUACAGCAUGCAUUGAUGAAAAAUGGAAAAUGAAUCAUAUUCGUUCUUCACAAUACUUUUUGCAAAUUUUGAAGUGCCAGGAUCGAACAUGCUGUACAGAGCCACAAAGCCCAUUUUUCAACUUUUUUCCUCAACGUUUUUUGCCAGCACCUUUGCCGCUAGUAUACAGUCCUUCUAUUUCAAUCGCAAAGUCAACUGAAGACGUAGGUAAAUUUAUGAGCUUAUUUCAAAAUGAAGCAUUUGCUAACCGUACACUCCCUUAUGAUUUUCACUGCCCAUCCGUUAGUACCAACGAGAGUUUGUAUAGAUUGUGGAUUGUAUUGUGCUUCACUGGAAAUGUUGAAAUCUCACCGAAAGUCAAUCCACAAUCGUAUUGUCAAUACCAAGAAGAAGCCGAAGAAAAUCAUAAAAAGCGGAAUGAAGAGUUGUUGGUACAGUUAGAUGAUGAUGUUGAAUGA
This is a messenger RNA of Helobdella robusta, 1971 nucleotides long. RefSeq lists its product as hypothetical. Bases 1 to 1971 code for a protein of 656 amino acids. The record is from RefSeq and is a predicted model, not a curated record. NCBI's taxonomy places the organism in Eukaryota, Metazoa, Annelida, Clitellata, Rhynchobdellida, Glossiphoniidae. The transcript is spliced from 4 exons.